AAUUCAACUCUAUAAAUUACAUUUCCAACCCCUCCGAUCGCUAGAAUCUACUUCAUCUUUGCUGUUCGUUCCGGUUGCAAAUUAGGGCUUCAAAUUUUACUUCUUCUUUGAGAUCUCAAACAGCUUGAAGAAAUGACAGCCGGCAAGAUUGUUGGUUCUGUUGCUGCAGCAUUUGUGGUUGCAUUCACCUGUGACUACAUUAUCGCUGACAAAAAGAUCUUUGGAGGCACCACUCCUUCUACGGUCUCAAACAAGGAUUGGUGGGAAGAGACCGACAAGAAGUUCCAGGCAUGGCCGCGUACUGCCGGCCCACCGGUGGUGAUGAACCCCAUCAGUCGUCAAAAUUUCAUAGUCAAAUCUCGUGCUGAAUCCUAAACUACAAUCUUCCGAUGGAUUUCAUGUUAUUUUUAUAUUCAAAGAGUAUUCUCUUUUCACAUUAAAACUUGAUCAGGGGAGCAACUUGGUCUGAUAACUAUUUCAUUUGCUUAAUUACCAAUUUUAAAUAAAAAUUCUGUGGUUGCUGAAUUUUCAACAAA
Molecule: messenger RNA, 536 nt
Organism: Helianthus annuus (common sunflower)
Lineage: Eukaryota; Viridiplantae; Streptophyta; Magnoliopsida; Asterales; Asteraceae
Exons: 3
Coding region: 133-375 (80 amino acids)
Source: RefSeq, a predicted model, not a curated record